Molecule: messenger RNA, 203 nt
Organism: Sphenostylis stenocarpa
Lineage: Eukaryota; Viridiplantae; Streptophyta; Magnoliopsida; Fabales; Fabaceae
Source: the annotation of a GenBank genome assembly
AUGAUUUCAUUCCAAGUAGGAAUCAGGACCACUCUCGCUUUUGAUCAGAAGCUUGAGAAUCAACGGGAAGUGACUGCAACAAACAAACAAGCAUAUGUGGUGGGUUCAUGUGGAUGUGUAAGUGUUGGGAAUCUACUUCAGGUUUUAAUCAAAAGCAAAACGCAGAUUUGGUCCUAUCAGCCACCUCUAAGCAAUUGUUUUUG